CUAAAAAAGCCGAAAAGGAAAAAGAAAGAAAAGAAGCACGUCAGCACUUUUAUCGCUUGGCUUUACGCUAUCUAGUAAGCAAAAAAAAAGUUGAAUUUAAGCAAGGGAAAGAAAAAACAAAAGUGCUGAGUAAAUUAUUUGGUGAUUUAGGAAAAAAAUACCAGACCCGACCAGGAGGUUAUAGCCGAAUUAUUAAAUUAGGUCAACGACAAGGUGACAAUAAUUUAAGA
Molecule: messenger RNA, 230 nt
Organism: Entrophospora sp. SA101
Lineage: Eukaryota; Fungi; Glomeromycota; Glomeromycetes; Entrophosporales; Entrophosporaceae
Source: the annotation of a GenBank genome assembly